Molecule: messenger RNA, 180 nt
Organism: Cavenderia fasciculata
Lineage: Eukaryota; Evosea; Eumycetozoa; Acytosteliales; Cavenderiaceae
Exons: 2
Coding region: 1-180 (59 amino acids)
Source: RefSeq, a predicted model, not a curated record
AUGAGAGAAAAACUUCAUAAUUGGUCUACCGUGGCUUGUGCUGAACAUCUGCUAGUAUUAAGUUAUAAUAACUUAUUAUUUGUGUCAAUAGAGAAAGAGAGAGAUAGAGAUAGAGAGAUGAUAGAUCAAAAACAAUCAAUAUCUAUCAAACAAAUAGAAAGAAUUGAAUAUUGUGUUUGA